This is a messenger RNA of Phialemonium atrogriseum, 2286 nucleotides long. RefSeq lists its product as uncharacterized. Lineage: Eukaryota; Fungi; Ascomycota; Sordariomycetes; Cephalothecales; Cephalothecaceae. The record is from RefSeq and is a predicted model, not a curated record. Bases 1 to 2286 code for a protein of 761 amino acids. The transcript is spliced from 3 exons.
AUGGCGGACCUGGGAUGGUUCCGAAAUCUCGGGCAACGCCCCCACAGCCCGACCCGUCCAGCGGGCCCCGAACACGACGGGGAUCUCCCCGGAGAGCUCCGCCACCGCCAGUCAUAUUCGUCGAUGCGGCUUCUCGGCCCCCAUGGACCCGUGCACCGCGUGUCCAGCUUCCUCAGCCUGGACCUCGGACCCAGCAGCGGCCGGGAGGGCAGGCCGGGCGGCGCCACGCCGUCCCCCACGCCGACCGCCGACAGCCCGACGACGACCACCACCACCACCACGGACAGCACCGUCGACACCGACGGCGGUGGCGGUCGCGGCGGCGGCACCGACAGCGCCCCCCUCGAUGAGGAGGUGGCCGCCGCCGCCGUGGUCCGCGACCGCGACCGCACGUGGCAGAGCCCGUCGCUGGACAUGGUGGUGGAGGCGCUGCAGGUGGCCAUGAUGACGAAGCGGGACGCGCUGGUGCCGCUGCCGGUGCACUACAACGCGCACGUGCUGGCGCUGAUCGAGGGGUACGCGAAGCUGCGGCGGCGCGUCGCCGAGGCCCGGGAGGAGGCGGCCGAGCUGCGGCGCCUGAUGGGUGGGGAGCGGGAGGAGUUCCGGGCCGUCGCGGAGGAGUGGUCCGCGAGGGAGGAGGCGUACCGGGCUGAGGUGCGGAGGCUGGAGCUCGUCAUUGCUAGGACUAGUAGGGAUGGGAUGGAGACCGUGGUGCUGGCGAGGAGUGGCAGCCUGGUGGAUAGGGGGGCGAGAAAAGGGUUCCAGGAGCGGCUCAAGAGACUGAGUAGCUCCCAGGAUGAUGAAGAAGAAAAUUACCAGAUUGAACCGCAGAGUCAGAGGGUUGGGAUCCCCAGGACGAGAGACCAUAUCCCACGGACUCUAAAUCCUGACCAGGAUAUCAAAAUGAGCCAGAGGCUGCAGCAAGAGGACGAUUCUACCCGCGAGCAUCGCCGAAGGCUCGUGCAAUACAGGGAGACGAGACCCGAGGUCACGCGAGAGCAGACUCCGGAGUUGGGGCAGAGGAGCACAACGUACCUCCCACCAGGAAGCCAGUCAUCCAUCCAAGCCAAUACCCGGUCAGGACAGUCAGAGACCGCUUUUCAGUCAGGGCGUCACCUCCAGUAUCAAAUGGGCAUCGACUCCUCCCCGUCGAGCUCUAGCACGAGCACCGAGUCAGCCGCAUCACAACCACAGGAGAGAAAGGCUGGCCAGGACACGGAAGAGGUGACUGGGGGCCUGGGUCACUCCGGUGAGCAUGUGACGAGCGUCUACAGGACUAUGGAAGAUGCCGAUACGAAGGGCAGACCUAGCAGCCCGCCGAUCAAUACAGUUGGCUACACGGUGUGGAAUGGGUUCACCAAUGGUAACUGGAGCCCUGGCGAAGGAGGAGAGACCAGCAGACAAGGGGCGGGUCCAGAAGGCGAAGGCUACUCCUCUCGUGCGCAGCCGCAUAUGGAGAACCAACAAGUCCGGAGGUUCUCCUUCCACGCCGGCGAUGAUGAGAUCCUGUCCGUCACACCCCCGGUACUCCUAUCUGGGGACCAAAAUUCGACAGCCGAGAGGGCUAGAGCGGCAGCCCCGUCGACAGACGAUACAAGCACGCUGACAGCUAGGGCAGCGGGUCUGUUGUCGUUGGUGACUGGCUUUGUGUCCUCUUCCGAGAGGUUACGGCCGGCCGCUGCGACAGAGACCGCGACCCAACAACCAACAUCGGAAGUAGGCCCGAAUAUUAGUUCAGGCAGCUCAGGGUCCGCCACCACCACGAGUUCAGCUUGUUACGACAUGACGCCAUCUACGUCAACCGGGUCGGUCAUUCACGUGGGAAAUAGGCAGUCUACCCUACAUAAGGAUGACUUGGCGAGAAGCAGGCUCGGCGUUCGGAGGGAGGGAUCUGGACGAGGUGGUGCUAGUGGAGCUGGUGGAGAUGGCGGGGCUGGUGGCUGGAACAACGCCAGUAGUCGUGACACCGUUGCGUCGCCGCAACCGGACGUCCUCGCUAGUUCUUCCCUACGAGUGGUGGUCGUAGACAGCCCAAGCCGCCAGCCGGCAAGGGUGCCAUCGCGAGCAGCAUCUGAUGCUCCACAAAAGCUGCCGGGGGCAGCCCCGGUGACAACGGCCUCCCCGUCGCAGGUGGGUCAGGGUCUCACAGCUUCAGGAGGCAUGGGUGGGACGGAGUCCGCAGGGAAUGCUGCGCGCAUCGCGGCAGCUCGAGCCGUGGCCAGAGGGAACAAGAGAGAGCAGGACAAGCAAUCUCGGCUGGCACCCGGUGGAAGCUGCACUACUUGA